AUGGAUAUACAAGACCUGGGCGCUUUACCAAGGCAGAUCGAUGAAGCAUUCACCAAAUUUCCCGCAAUUGAUGCUGUCAUUGUCAAUGCCGGUGUCCAGAUACUACUAGAUUACACCGCCGACAACGCCUCCACCAUCGGAUACCCGACCACGGCUGAUAUCACCAAAGAGAUCACGACCAACCUUACCGGUCCGACGGUCCUCGCACGCUGUGUCAUCGAACACUUCCGUGUUUCACGACCAAGCCAGGCCAGCCUUCUAGCCUUUGUCACGUCAGGCCUAGGCCUGGUCCCGGUCACUAUGUUACCGAUUUACUGCGCUACAAAAUCGGCGCUGCAUUACUUCACUGUUAUCUUGCGAAAUCAACUCAAGAACACCGCCAUCAGUGUUGUGGAAAUUCUCCCGCCGUACGUGAAGACCGAAUUGGAUGUGGCGCACGCCGAUGAGAUGGCGAAACGUCUUGGUGGGAAGAAGCCACAGGGGAUGCCUGUGAAGGAAUAUGUUGCAAGUGUUGUAAGAGGGUUGGAGGUCACGGAGAUGGAUGGGAAGAUCCAGAAAUAUGUUGCGGAGGGGAUGCCCCGAGCUGCGGUCGAAGCAUGGGUUCAGGCUGUUGGUCCCAUGGCUCGGAUGUUGCACACGGAUUUGUGA
Penicillium cataractarum is the source of this 648-nucleotide messenger RNA. Its product is annotated as putative short chain dehydrogenase. Bases 1 to 648 code for a protein of 215 amino acids. Gene Ontology annotation, molecular function: oxidoreductase activity. Gene Ontology annotation, cellular component: membrane. The record is from RefSeq and is a predicted model, not a curated record. The transcript has a single exon. Lineage: Eukaryota; Fungi; Ascomycota; Eurotiomycetes; Eurotiales; Aspergillaceae.